Messenger RNA from Leptinotarsa decemlineata (Colorado potato beetle), 878 nucleotides. RefSeq names its product mitochondrial ribosomal protein L30. Gene Ontology annotation, cellular component: mitochondrion; large ribosomal subunit. Gene Ontology annotation, biological process: translation. Gene Ontology annotation, molecular function: structural constituent of ribosome. NCBI's taxonomy places the organism in Eukaryota, Metazoa, Arthropoda, Insecta, Coleoptera, Chrysomelidae. The record is from RefSeq and is a predicted model, not a curated record.
UAACCACUAACUACAUACCACAUUCAGUAGAAAAACAUUACCAACGAACAAAAUUCCAGGUUUUAUAACCUUUAAAUUUCAUUUCGUAUUUUAAUAGAAAACUGAGAUUAUUUUUUGAUUUUGCUUUCAAUUUGCAUUAAAUAAUCGUUUUUGUGAGAAAUAAUGUCUCUUCUAAAGAAAAUUGUUGGGCCUUCUUUACAGUUCAAUAGAGGUAUAAAGAAACGAUUGUUCAAUUGGUAUGGAGAAGGCAUUCAGUAUCCUGGAUUUAAAUAUUAUCCAAGAAAACCUGAUUUUCAAGAUCCUCCAUAUGAAGCGACAAAACUGUUUCGAGUGGAACGUAUAAAACCAUUAAAAGGUGCUCCAUACUGGGAGAAACAAAUCUUGAAAGAAUUCAAGCUUGAUGGAAAGACAAAUUCAUUUGUAAUCGUGAAAAAUAUUCCUGAAAACAAUCAUCGGUUAUGGAGAGUGAAACAUAUGAUCAAAAUAACACCUAUAACUUAUCCUGACGGAUUUCCUGAAAAUGAUGAUGUUACUUUUCUUGAAGAUACUGGUAAAUUGAGAAUAAUUAAAAAAAUUUCAACACUGGAUGAAGCGAAAUUACAAUUGACUGAAAAUUUCCAAAAGGAUUUGAAAAAAUUAGAUGGCGAUACUUUGAGGAGACAUUCACGAAAAAAAUGGUUGAGUGGAUGGGACACACUGUGUUAAUUCACCAAAUGAUAUUCAAUGUUUGUUUUCUUCAAAUUAAUUACAAUGGAUAAAUCUAUAAAAUUUAUCAAUAUCUACAGAAACCAUAUACAUGAUAUGCAAUAGGUUCAGUGUAAUGAUACACAUCAAGCAUUGUAAUGAAAAUAUAUGAGAUAGUUGUGAGACCUAAAAAA